This is a messenger RNA of Triticum turgidum subsp. durum (durum wheat), 954 nucleotides long. NCBI's taxonomy places the organism in Eukaryota, Viridiplantae, Streptophyta, Magnoliopsida, Poales, Poaceae. The record is from the annotation of a GenBank genome assembly.
AUGACCAGCGGAGGUAUAACCCUACAAAACCUACCCAAGGAACUACCAGUCGACUUUCUCAAGGAAAUUACGAAGAACUUCUCCAAUGAGCUACUACUUGGUACAGGUGCAUUCGGGUCAGUUUAUAAGGGGAUUCUGAAUGAUGGUGGAGUGGUUGCUGUGAAGAGACUCGCUGAAAAUUCACCUGUGCCACGUGACAAAAUAUUUGCGAAUGAGGUUCAGAAUAUUAUGGCCCUUGAACAUGACAAUAUUGUCAAGUUGGUUGCAUACUGCCGUGAAGCAAAUAACAGGUUGGUGCAGAGCAAUGGAAGACACAUUAUUGCAGAGAUAACUGAAACUUUACUCUGCUAUGAAUACUUACCUAAGGGGAGCCUUGACCAGAAUCUUUUUGGUACAUCAGCCAGUAGCAUUGAUUGGAACGAACGCUUCAAAAUAAUAAAGGGGAUCUGCGAAGCUAUACAUUUUCUGCAUACCUUGUCUAGUCCCGUUCUCCAUUUGGGUUUGAAGCCUCAAAAUAUUUUGCUGGAUGGCAACAUGACACCGAAAAUUGCUGAUUUCGGGUUCUCCAGAAUAUUUGGCCAAGAACAAACCCGAAUGAAUACACGAAGUGUUGUGGGAUCGGUUGGAUACAUGGCCCCGGAGUAUCUAUAUAAUGGUGAAAUCUCGGCCCGCUCAGACAUAUAUAGUUUAGGACUAAUCAUCAUGGAGAUCUCCACGAAAGAGAAGAAUAGUCCUAGCACUGACCAGAAGCAUGCAAGGAAUUAUGUUGAUGGAGUAAAAAAAAUUUGGACACCGGAGAAAAUAAUGUCCGAAUACCCCGAUAUAGAAGACCAUUGUACCGAUCAAGUAGAAGAAUGCAUCAACAUUGGUCUACAAUGUGUGGAGAUUGAUCAGCACAAGAGGCCUACCAUACAGAAGAUUGUCAACAUGAUCAAUAAGCUACCAAUGAAUUAG